Messenger RNA from Carassius gibelio (silver crucian carp), 5517 nucleotides. RefSeq names its product cAMP-specific 3',5'-cyclic phosphodiesterase 4B. The record is from RefSeq and is a predicted model, not a curated record. Gene Ontology annotation, biological process: signal transduction. The transcript is spliced from 10 exons. Gene Ontology annotation, molecular function: 3',5'-cyclic-AMP phosphodiesterase activity; transmembrane transporter binding. NCBI's taxonomy places the organism in Eukaryota, Metazoa, Chordata, Actinopteri, Cypriniformes, Cyprinidae. The coding region runs from base 1580 to 3085 and encodes 501 amino acids. Gene Ontology annotation, cellular component: cytosol; perinuclear region of cytoplasm; nucleus.
ACAAGUAAACACUAGAUUUAAUGUUAAUUUCAAUAUUGCUGUUUCUUUGUAAUUAUUAAUGAAAUUUAAGAGCAUUUUUUUGAGUGUAAAUCCUUUGUGUAAUUGUGCAUCUAGUGUUUUUAUUGGUUGAGAAAUGCACCAUUUUAUCCAUCCUAGGUGAGUGUGAUGAGGGCAGCAUGGUCUGGUCUUCUGUUUUUGUUGGUUUUGGCCACCUUAAAGAUUGUACAUUUGGGAAAUAAAAUGGGUUGUCCAACUAAAUCAUGCAAUCACCAUCCUAAUCCAACAAUUGGCUUAUUUUUUCCUUAUAUUCACUAAGGGUUUUCCCUGUCAUUGGACUCUGCUCCCUGUGGCUAUUUCAAGGACAACUCAUCGAUUUUGGACGUUUGCCUUCUCCCCAUUCUUGAUGAAUUGGGGGUUGAUUUGGCAGAUGUUAUUGAGACGCAGUGGUGUCCUCGUGAUUCCCGGGCAGCCAUCUUUGGAGGCUGGGAAGGGAGGGAAACCUCAGCGGCAGCCCAUGUCACAUGAUGCUGUUGCCAUGGCGUUGGGAUGUUGGUGUAAUUGGUGUUUGAAUGUAGACAGAGAGGCAGAAAAAAAGUGACAGAGUCAUGGGGGGGGGGUGUUGAUGUCAUCAAUAAAAAAGACAAAGACAGGCAAUUAUCCAAUUCUCCUCUACCACCAUACUCUAUGGUAAAAAUAGCACAGCGCACCAUGUGGAAUCUCAUGCAUUAUGGGAGUGCAAUAAAGAAAGCUGACCAAGCCUGAAAGCACCCAGACUCAUGUAACCCUCCCAGCUUUGCAAAGGCUUAAAGUUAUUCUCAAUUAAGAAUCCCUUAAAGUCGAUGAAUUGUGCCCAAAAUGCCAAGAGCAUCCUUAGAUCUCCCCGAAUUUCUGUUCUUCUUUACGUGUCUUUUUCUUCUCGCGCUUUCCCUGCAUAACAAAGCAGGGGCUCCCCCCUCCUCUGCCAUCUCUAUGUCAAAUCUUAUGUGCCUGUGGAGCGUGUUGCUGGGGCUGACAGACUCGAGACUGGGGGAGAGACGCGUGAGGGAGGGGGCGAAGCGAAAGGAGAGAGAGAAAGGCAGAGCAAGAUGAUGAGAGAGCGCGAGCGUACUGCAGCAGCGGAGCGGCACUAAUCCAGCAGAGGAAGACCCCCCUCCAGCCAGAUGAGCAUCCCAGCAUUUUUUUUCCACAUCCUUCCCUCCCUCUGCUCCACUGCUCCUUCAUCUCCUCCAUAAUUCAUUGGCACUUCCAGACCCUCCGCUUCGUUUCCAGCUCCGGCCACCACUCUCUGGAUCAUCCUCCAUCCCUUGACGGGUGUUCCCAUCCGUUGUCGGCCCCCGCUCGUAUCUACAGCCAUGGACAGUCAAGCGCAGAGCGAUUCGGACGAUAGCUGCCGUGAAGACGGCUUCUGUCUGCUUUUUGGCUACUAAUCCAUACCAAGCAGAGUAGGAGAGGAGAGAAGAGGGGAUUUUUCGUUUUUCCCAAACAGAAGAAUCCCUUUCGUCUGCCUCUCUCUGGCUCUUUUCCUUCGUGGUAUAGGAGUGCACUGUUGUGGAUUUCGGGAGAUUAAAUACAAUCCAAAAUGCCUGAGGCCAAUUACCUUCUCUCUGUAUCCUGGGGUUACAUUAAGUUCAAGAGAAUGUUGAACAGGGAGCUGACGCACCUCUCUGAGAUGAGCAGAUCUGGCAAUCAGGUGUCAGAGUUCAUCUCCAACACCUUCCUAGACAAACAGAAUGAGGUGGAGAUUCCCUCGCCUACUCCUAAAGCCCGCGAGAAGAAGAAAAAACAGUUGAUGACUCAGAUCAGUGGUGUGAAGAAAGUGUCCCACGGUCCCAGCCUCAACUGCGGCAGCGCUCGCUUCGGCGUCAAAACUGACAAAGAGGAUUUACUGUCAAAGGAAUUAGAAGACCUCAACAAAUGGGGCCUGAACAUCUUUACGGUUUCAGAGUAUUCUUACAACCGGCCUCUCACUUGCAUUAUGUACGCCAUCUUCCAGGAACGUGACUUGCUUAAGACAUUUAAGAUCCCGGCAGAUACUUUUGUGACGUAUAUGAUGACCCUUGAAGAUCAUUACCACCAAGAUGUGGCCUAUCAUAACAGCCUUCAUGCUGCUGAUGUGGCCCAGUCAACUCACAUUCUGCUGUCCACACCUGCACUAGAUGCUGUCUUCACUGAUCUUGAGAUCCUGGCAGCCAUUUUUGCAGCAGCUAUUCAUGAUGUGGACCAUCCUGGAGUUUCCAACCAGUUCCUCAUCAAUACAAACUCCGAGUUGGCGCUCAUGUAUAACGAUGAGUCCGUUUUGGAGAAUCACCACUUAGCGGUGGGCUUUAAACUUCUCCAGGAGGACAACUGCGACAUCUUCCAGAACCUCACUAAGAAACAGAGGCAGUCACUCCGAAAGAUGGUCAUCGACAUGGUACUGGCCACAGACAUGUCUAAGCACAUGAGCUUACUGGCCGAUCUGAAGACCAUGGUAGAGACGAAGAAAGUGACAAGCUCAGGAGUUUUACUUCUGGACAACUACACAGACAGGAUACAGGUUUUGCGGAACAUGGUUCACUGCGCCGAUCUGAGCAAUCCCACCAAGUCUCUAGAGUUGUACCGCCAGUGGACUGACCGCAUCAUGGAUGAGUUCUUUCACCAGGGUGACAGAGAAAGGGAGCGUGGCAUGGAGAUCAGCCCCAUGUGUGACAAACACACUGCCUCGGUGGAGAAAUCCCAGGUGGGUUUCAUUGACUACAUCGUUCACCCGCUGUGGGAAACCUGGGCUGACUUGGUGCAUCCAGAUGCCCAGGAUAUCCUGGACACGCUGGAGGAUAAUCGGAACUGGUACCAGAGCAUGAUCCCCCAGAGCCCUUCCCCACCGUUCUACCAGUCCGACAAAGAAGGCAACGGAGGGGGUUCAGGGCCGGACAAGUUCCAGUUUGAGCUCACGCUAGAGGAAGAGGACUCAGAAGGCACGGAAAAAGACGAACAGAGUCAAGGUGACGAGGAAGAGGAAGUGGAAGAUGAAGACAGAGGGGAAUUAAUGGAGUCCACCACACACAUCCAGAUAGUUACCGAAGACGCAUCACCUGUCGACACAUAGGACUCGGCGUCUCUUAAUAUAUGGUAGUUGUUUUUUCCCUUGCGAGAGGAGCAAUCUUGCAGUUGAUGCUUUUUAAAAAGCCCACAUGGGGUGCUUUUUAGGCCCUCAUGGGAGGAGGAUGUCUUGCCCUCCUUGCACUUAGGUUUGGAGACAGUUGGUAGGAGCUCUCAGGAAAUAAAUGCUGCAGACAUUUUGGACCUGAACAUUUGACAGGCGACUUUGAUAAACAUGAAGGACUGGGGCCAAGGUGGAUAGUUUGUUUGUUUGUUCAUUUACCUGCCGGUGAGGAGUAGACACUACUGAGAGGAUUUCUCUUCUUUUUUUUUUUUUGUACCAACACAAACUUUUUGUAAAGCUAUGGGUAUGUGUUGAGGUCAAAGAUGAACUACUGAAGAACAAGUAUUUGUAAAGAGAGAAACUGUUUACUUUUCUGUACCAUUUGUCUAAAGACUGUGUGCCUUUUUACUAUUGUCUUUUUAUCAGUCUUUUAUUUAUUGAAAACGUUUUAGUAUAACUGUACGUUGAAAUGUUUUCGUUUUCUAAAGCAAAACCAGACCGAACAUGCAGAAUUGUUUUAUAUCUACGCUGGAGAGAAAACUUAGUGUCUUCCUUUAUUUGGCAAUAUAACUUAAUAAUCCAAACAUCUGACAAACGAUCAGAAAACUAAGAAAUGAUGACAGAGGCACUUUCUGUUUAUUCUAUCUACAUUUGUAUCAGACUUUUUAAAGAUGAGCACAAAUUCUGUUUAUUUGGAUCCGUACAUCAUCCCAUCCACAUUAGGGUAAAAAAAAACCUGUUAGGUAAAUGCAUUGUUGCACAGAUUUUUAAAAAUGCCCUUAAAUAUGAAGACCCCAUUCGCUUAGAUCGUAAAACAAAAUACAAGCACCCCUCAAAAAAAAAUCCAAUAACCAGGGGUCUCGUAAUUUACUAAAAUCAAAGGGGAAGCCAAAGCUAUAUUCACAUAAAUGUUAUUUGACAAAGUCUUCCUUAAAGCAUUAAUUUUUCAUUCUUCCCAUCAUACCUCAGAAAGCAGUCUAUACUAGCUUUUGUAGCUUUUCUACACACUUUGAUACAGAACAUUUCCUCAUUUAUCUUCUAAAUAAAACAUCUUCUCUUAUGAUUGGCUCACUUUUAUAACAGAUAAACACAUUGACGUCAACCGAUUUCCUUCCCCAUCUCGUAGAACGCCAAGAUAUGAUUAAAAACAUUUGAAACAUCCCACUUACAUCUGCUCUAGUACUUCAACGAUUAUACUUGUCAGAUUUCAACAUGCCAGUUUUGUAAUGAAUCUAUUGAUGUUAGCAUUGUUGUCUCAUGCAUUUUGUCACCAAUAACGUUUCAGUUUGUGUGUAGUUCAUACUUUGAGGUACUUUUACUACCUUACACUCAAAGUCUCAACAGUGGCAACAGUUAAUGGCCAAAGUAGCAUGCAAAUGUACAUUUAUGCACACAUAUAUAUAUAUAUAUGUGUCUACACAUUACUGUGUUUGUGUGUGUAAGCAACCGUCAGGUCGCUUGAUCACCAGCCCACACUUUUCAUGACUCCUUCCAUUCACCUUGUUUCUAUGCGCUCAGAUUGGUCCUCUACUGUUUAUAACAGUGUAUUUAUUAUCGUUAACUGUACAUAGGAAAUAAUGUUUCUUUGUAAAUGGAUUAAUUUAUAUGCACUUGCAUUACCGAAAAUUGGUGGUGUUUCUUGUGUAGUGGGCUCUUGGACUGAGUCUGUUUUAUUUCGUAAUAUUGUUUGUUUUAAUAUAAAUAAAUAUAUUAUAUAUACUAUGUAUGAAUAUAUUGCACAAUUUUCAACUGCCCAGAACAGUAGCCUAUGAGACACGCGACCCAUUGGUAACGGGGAGAGUCUGUAGAUAAGACAUAAAUGCAUACUGUAGACAUCUGUCAGAUAUUAGAAGCUUUGUGUAUCACUGUUUGCUGUAACAUCAAUAAAUCAGUAUCUCACAAGAUUCUCCACAGAAAAUGGCCCUCAAAUAUAUACAACAUUUUGGAUGAGGAUUGCUAAAAAUGGCUCAGAAGUGGCCUGUAAUGCACAUUUACAGGAGAUUAAUUGGUCACCAACAUCACAAUCUGUGAACAACAAUGUGAAAUCCAUAUAAUUACGAAAAUGUGACCUUCUGUAAUUAUUUGUGCUGAUGUUAACUAUUUUUCUGACCUUAUUAGCAGUUUUGAAAUUCAAAUUGUCAGUAUAACUUUGUUUAUCUAUGUUUGAGAUCUUUUGGUCCGAUUUGGGUCCAAAAGGAUUCAACAGAAUUAGUUCUAUCUGCAUGAGGGAUGAGUUUUUAUGUCUGGUUAUCCCACAUUGUUGCAGGUGAAUAUUCAAUGUUUCACACAAUGUAUGGUAAUAAUAUUGUAUAUUGUGUUCAAUAAAAUCUGAAGCUACUUUUCUAUGAAGUGAUUAAAGACAAAGCAUGAACAUA